Messenger RNA from Nilaparvata lugens (brown planthopper), 2652 nucleotides. RefSeq lists its product as uncharacterized. NCBI's taxonomy places the organism in Eukaryota, Metazoa, Arthropoda, Insecta, Hemiptera, Delphacidae. Bases 181 to 2370 code for a protein of 729 amino acids. The transcript has 3 exons. The record is from RefSeq and is a predicted model, not a curated record.
UUUUCAAAACCAUAUGUUAGUUGUUAAUGAAAUGUAGUUGAAUCAACGUUCAAAAUUUUCUCUUGAAUGGGUGUACAAAAUUUUCAGUUACAUGUCUCUUUUCCAAUUAUUUUUCAUAAUUCAUUUUAGCACUUGAUAAACAAAACAAAUUGAUCGUAUGCAACAACAAAUUGAGCCAAGAUGCCUAACAAGGUCGAAUCUUUUUCGGUUGAGACCGAUUUGGACGAAAUGUGUGUUUGCAUCUCUAGGAGAGCAGACCCUAAUCGUCCCAAGGCAGAUGGUCCAAUAAGUAUGAAUUUGGUUGUUAAUGAUUCAUGCAGGAAAGGCGGUGAAGAGCCAGACGCAUGGGCUGGAACGAGAGGAGCAGGAGUAUCAGCCAUGGCAAGCCAUUACUAUAAUUAUGAUGAUGAAGACGAAGAUGAAGAUUUGCCAGUAUUCAAUAGCUUGACCGAAAAAUAUCUGAACACGAGCAGAGAUUUCGAGUAUGGAAUACACUAUGAUCAGCAAACAGGGAAUUACAAAGUUGGAAACAUGUCGGUAGGGUUUGAAGGCAGUGAUAUUCUCGUAAACUACCCAAGAGGAACCAUGAGGUACACGGGAACAGAUGGUCUAUGGAGACUUUUGACACAAGAUACAAUCUACCAUGGUGACUUGCAGUAUUUCACAAACUUUGAUUGGAUUAUUUAUAUGGAAAUUCUGUUGAGGGCAAACCAACAACCAAAGCCUACAGAGGUGUCACAAUAUGCAUUUGAUGAAGAAAAUGAACUGGCCAAAGAUGUACUGGCGUGUAUUGGCUGUGCAGUUACCAAUUAUAUGAAGGAGAAGUUGGCGACAGCACUGUACGAUGCUCUAAUCUGGUUUGGACAAAAAGUGGACGAAUAUUUUGGGGAAUCAGGAGAGAAGGUGAAAGAGGCAGCUGAGCUCAUAUAUGGGCAAAUCGGUUACCUCGGUGGACGAAUUUAUGAUAAACUACAGGAAUAUUGGCAAUGUAAUACAAGAUGGCAAUGUGGAGGUAAACCUGGAGGAACACCUGGAGGCCCCCCUGGUGGACCACCCGGAGGCCCACCUGGAGGACCACCUGGAGGCCCCCCUGGUGGACCACCCGGAGGCCCACCUGGAGGCCCCCCUGGUGGACCACCCGGAGGCCCACCCGGAGGACCCCCAGGUGGCCCACCCGGAGGACCCCCAGGUGGCCCACCUGGAGGCCCACCUGGUGGACCACCCGGAGGACCACCUGGAGGCCCACCUGGAGGCCCACCUUGUACUGGAAGAGAUCCAAAAGAUCCAUAUUGUGGACAAGAGCCUGGAGGACCUCCCGGAGGCCCACCGGGGGGACCACCAGGAGGCCCACCUGGAGGACCACCAGGAGGACCACCCGGAGGACCCCCAGUAGGCCCACCGGGGGGACCACCUGGAGGCCCUCCGGGGGGACCACCUGGAGUCCCACCGGGGGGACCACCAGGAGGCCCACCGGGGGGACCACCAGGAGGCCCACCGGGGGGACCACCAGGAGGCCCACCGGGAGGACCACCAGGAGGCCCACCGGGAGGACCACCAGGAGGCCCACCGGGAGGACCACCGGGAGGACCUCCUGGAGGACAAGGACCACCUGGAGGACAAGGCCCACCAGGAGGACAAGGCCCACCAGGAGGACAAGGCCCACCAGGAGGACAAGGCCCACCAGGAGGACAAGGCCCACCAGGAGGACAAGGCCCACCAGGAGGACAAGGCCCACCCGGAGGACCAUCUGGAGGUACUGAUGGUAUAGAGCCUGGUGAAGGGUCUGGUGACAAGGAUCUUUUCGGUAGGUUGGGCUGUGUGGCUUGUGCUUAUAUCAAAGAUCUGGACGAACUUUUACGUCGACUUGUCAGUCUACAGAAACUGAAAUUGUCAGAGAAGAUGUACUGCGGCUUCACACAGAGCUGCCUGCUGUUCUGGAUCAUGCAACGCAUUGUGGCCGCCCUGGGCCAGAAGGGUGGAGGCGAGCUACUCGUCGACUGGGCGGUCAUCAACAAGGCACUGAUUGCCGAAACCAAUCUACUCAAGAAACUAAGCACCAGCCUGCCUUUUGGAUUCCAUCACAUGGGCAACCCUCUUUGUAGCCCAACACCCCCUGAGAAGGGCAAGCGGAAAAAGGGCACACGACAUGACACAGCUUGUGUGGUCCACGAUGAAAAGUAUUUCACGUUCCAGCAGCCAAAUGCGGAACUGGUGCAAGACAUUCGCGUUGGCAUGAAGAUGCUAGAGUCAUUGUUCAAUGAGGAUCCCAAAUUCUUUGAAAAAUUAGAGAAUCUUCCUGUCUGUUCAACUACGGACCUCAACACAGCCUUUGACCGAGGGCAUCAAUAUCUAAGGAGUUAUUACAGUUGAUCUAAACACAGCUUUUGAUAGAGUGCUUAUUUAUAAGGAGUAAUUUGUUACAUUUGAUAAAGUACUCGAUUUCAAUUUUAUAAUUCAACAGAACUCUUUGAAAAUGAAUAGGUAUUUUAUUUCUUAAAUAACAAUUAAAACGUUUUGGCAAAAAUUAUAUAGUUUCAUCAGUCUAUUCAUUUUACUAGUGAUUUUUCUUUUUCUGUAGUUGAUAAGUUACUCCAAUCCUAAGACAACAUAAUGAUCACUAGAAUGACUAUGAACAGUGCAAAGUAUAUUAUG